GUAAACUUACGCACGCCGAUAGGGCGUUAAAGGUGCAAUGACCGAGAAACAGCGACUUGAACGCUCUUCUCACUCUCCAUUGAGUGGUGCUGAUGGAAGAGUGAAUAAAUUGAAAAACUUAAAUCCGAUCACGGGUGAAUCUGAAGAACCCAUAUUGGUUAGCUUCGAAGACGUCAGUGCUGCCUCCUACAGGAUUCGGAAAGGGGUUAAAAAAACACCAUGUGAAGUAAGUAAUUAAGCUUAUGUGAAGUGAAUUCUAACAAUAGUUUCCACAAGAAGUACUGACCUUUUGCUCGAUCGCUGUCAUGCGGUCUGAAUUAUUUACUUAACAUGUCCUAUUUACAACUACUCGUUUCAGUAGUGUUCUUAGCUGCGAGGAUCUUAUAAUUUCAUCUCUCCACCGCAGUGCAAAUAUGUGAAUUUUCAUAUAUCUAAAAUCUUCAUUCACUUGGAUGUUUAUUUGUACCCAAUUCAUUGACCAGCUCCCAGUUGGCUUGUUAGCUCAAUUGGUAGAGCGCUGCACCGGUAUCGCAGAGGUCAUGGGUUCAAAUCCCGUACGGGCCUGAAUUUUUUCAGGUCCUAUUUACAACUACUCGUUUCAGUAGUGUUCUUAGCUGCGAGGAUCUUAUAAUUUCAUCUCUCCACCGCAGUGCAAAUAUGUGAAUUUUCAUAUAUCUAAAAUCUUCAUGUCGAAACAGGUUUCUACGUUGUGACAGCGUAGCUGCUCUCACGCAACUGAGGGCAAACUCAUUUCAUGUGGGAAUAAUCAUUUCAUUAGCCGGCUGCGUCAGAGUAUGUUGCUGUUUAGCUGAGAGUUCAUGUUUUACCUUAGAAAAAAAUAGUCUCAUCUGUAAUCAACUGUUAGGCCCCAUAUUAACUGAAUUGAACCAGAACAUAUUUAUGUCAACAAUAAUGUUUGUUGGUAGUGGACAGUAUUACGUCACAGGAGUUGCACUGGAGCUGGUUGUCAAGCCUCUUUGUGUAAUCUAAAUUUAUGUUUUAUUGAGUAACACGAUCACACAAUGACUUUGAAAUUAACAAACUGAGAUUACCAUGUGUUCACUGUUUCCUACUCUAUUUUACCUUCCAUUACCUUUUACAUAUAUUUUCAUAACUGGAAGUCACUUGUGAUGGCUCUUUCCCGAGCUGGCCCUCACUGUUUACUAUUUUAAAAACAAAUGAUAAAAUUUGAAUGUAGCCUUGAUUGCUGUACAGUUGAAAGGUUUCAAUUUCAAGGUACUACAGAAUUAAAACUUUGCUAAAUUUUACCAUCUGGAGAUUCAUUUCUGUAAGUUUGUUGCUUAUGUUGUGUUUUAAACUACUGAUCAAUGUGAUUUGUCUCAUUAUGGCUGACAUAUUAUUAAAUGUGAUUAUGAACUGGAAAUGAUUGAGUUAAUCAUGUUUUGAUAUUUUACAUUAUUACAAGACUGAGGCCUUCUAUUCAAGAUGCAACAGUUAUUAUCAGUCAGUCAGACAAUGUUCUCCAUAAAUUCUCAAUGAAUUUCAAGUACAUUUAUGGUUGCCAGAAGAUUUAGGUUGUUUCAAAUAACUUAUUAUCUACCAAUGCUAUAGAUUAGUUGAUGAUCUCAAAGCAUGAUAAUGUUUUUUUUGAGGGGUUUCAUAUUCACAAGAAAUUUUUGUACUCGUGCAGUUUUCAUGAAAAUGAAAUAUAAAUUUGUGGUCAUUUGUUUCAACAUAGUUGUGUUCUGGAAAUACUUAUUUAUUUGGUCAGUUUUGUCUUUCUUUGUGUUGAGUAGGGAGCUAGUUUUGUAGAUACUGUACCUUCACAGAAAGCACAUACAUUGUACCUUAGAUUUUUUUCUAACAGGGUGUUUGGAAUUGUGCCAAAAAAUUACAAUUUUUUUUAUCUUUAAUCAUGAUUUCUAAGAAAUUCUUAAUAGAAAUUAAAAUUAAAGCAUGUUAUCAUAUAGACUUUGAAACUGCUCCAAUUAAAGGAGAUUUUCUUCUUGUACCAUGACAGUUUGUUUAUAUAGUAAUAACUUGACUUUUUGUGCAAAUGAGGAGAAUUUUGAAAUCAUGUGAAACACUCUUAAGCUCAUGAAUUAAAGGUUGUUUGUAGUAUUUUCAUUCAUGUGUUAUUUAACUCACAAGCAUGCUUGUAUAAAUAUUUUAAUUAAAUGGUUGAUUUGGAAAAUAAUUAAGAUAUUACGUAUGGUUAUUUUUAGAGAUCUAGUAUGUCAGAGGCAUUGAAGAUGGACUUGUAUUUCAAGAAGGACUAUCUUCAGCACACAGGAAGGUAGUAAACAUGAAAUCAUUGCAGAUCGCUUACCAUGAUGAUAUUUUCAAUUUUUUAGGAGUAAGAUAAAAACAUGGGUGAAACCUAUGUAUUCUUGUAUUUCCUAAUUUCCAACAAAGAAACAGUGGAGGUCUCUUGCUAACUUGUACUGAGUUAUUACAAUUAUUACAGACAUAAGUAGCAGGAAAAUGGGUUAUUGUAACAGUUGUGCAUUUGAUAGUGGUUCUCUGCAUUUGGAGUUUCCAAGUUGCACUAUUAAAGUCAGAAUGAAAAGCUGAAGAAAACAAAAACUAAGCCUUAAUUCAUCGCAUUUAUUGUGGGGGCAAGAGUUCAUACAAACUAUGAGAAAUGUAAGAACAAAUAAGUGAAAAUGCAGGAUCAUAAUAUCUUUGUCCUUAUGCUUUUCUCCCAUUGUUAAAUGCAUGUGCUGGCAUUUGUAGCUUCUAGGAUUAAAUGGAUUUUAGACUGGACAAUUUGAAAUCUGUAUCCUGACUAAUGUUGUAAUUUAAUUUAGCUUCAAAGAGAGAGGUGCCAGAAACACACUUCUGAUGUUGUCUAAAGUAAGUACUCAAAAUUCAUAGUCAAAUACAUUUAUUUGAUAUUACUCAACCUUUUUCUCCCAAUAAGAGGACAAGUUGUAUCAGUGACCAUGCCUGUCCCUUAAAGUCUCACAUGGAAUCUGAGAGUGUAAAUUUGUUAUUUGAUAAUUUUAGUAGGCCCAGCUUUUGCUUUAAAGACUGUUGAAGAAGAAAACAUUGUAAUUUAUUUCAGCUUAAGAUCUAGUAAGUUUAACUGAUAUAGUACUUGGAAAAUGGUCAAUAGAAACCAGAAACACUUUUCUUCAUAUCUUGAAUAUAAGCAGAAAAGGUCCAUUUUAAGCUCAAUUUUACUUUUCCAUAGGAGCAAAAGGAAAAAGGUGUAAUUGCAGCAUCAGCUGGGAACCAUGCCCUUGCAUUAUCAUAUCAUGGGAGAGAUCUGGGGAUACCUGUUACUGUUGUUAUGCCAUUGAAUGCUCCCAUUAUGAAGAUCUCAGCUUGUAGGAAACAUCAAGCCUCAGUACAUGUGAAUGGAGCUGAUCUUAUAGAGGUCAGAGUUAGCAAUCAUUGUAUUCUUUUACUAGUAAAAAAAAACUUGAUCAAAUAUGUUCUUGCUAUAAAAUCAGAUAACAAAAAAAUUCCACUUUGUGUCCAAAAGAUUAAACCUCAGGCAUUGGUAUCUGCUGUGUAUAAUAAUAAUAUUAGAGCAGCUGAGCUUGUUUUUUGGCAUAAAACACUGUUGUAUUUUGUGCACUUACAUGUUUGUAACUUGUAAAAAAGAGAAGUGCAAAAGUAAAAGCAAUGCUGGAAUUUACACUGUGUCUAGCUUUAAGAAGGAAAUAUGAUGCAAAGACAACUCCUACACAAUUUGGAAAUCUGAUCUUAAAAGGAAAUCAAGUUGAUCACCCACAUAUGCUAGAUGGACUUUUUAUCUUUAUUUUGUUCCAGUAGAGAUUACUACAGCUUAUUCAGUUGGCCAGGCCAUGUUACACACUUCCAAUUAGAGAGACUCUGUUCAACAAUAAGCUUUAUAAUAUUUCUUUUAAAUCAAGCCUGAAUGGCAAAGUAAAUUGGUAAUGUCUAAAUUUGCAGUUCAGAAUCUUGCUGAAUAAGUGAAAAAAUGCUUUACAUGAGUGGCCUUCAAUGACUGUUUUAGGUCAAGUUUAUCUUUCAAGCUUGUGCCAAUCUGGUGCAGCAGGGUUACUUAUGGUGCUCAUGAUGUUAUGGAUUUUUGGAAGGGUGUGGGGGGGGGAGGGAGUACUUAGGUCAAUUUUUGCUGGGUAUGUGCUGCUGGCCUCUCAGAAUCCCUUCUACAAUAAAGCAAAUGUAACAACUUUUUAAUGGCAAAUUUUCUAUUUUUAAACCUUUACUUACUGCAAUCUUGUAACCCCAUAGAUCACAAAAAAUGUGCGAUCCCAUUCUAAUAACUCUAUUGAAAAUGUAAUCCCAUUAUCAUCUGUCUAGUUGUGAAAAUGGAACCCCAUCCAGCGGCACAUCCCAUUAGCCUCUUUCUAGGAAGUAUCCUCUGCCCCUCCCCCUGGGUGGGGAAUUGUCACAUGUUUGAAAGAUUAACUGUACCAUAUUCAACUUGAUUUCUUUGAGUUUUCACAAAGAUCUUGAAUAUGUGUCUGUUCUGUUGUAGUAAGUUGCAUUAAAAUGGUUUGCAAAUGUCUCUAAACAGUCCAAAGAAAUUGCCCUCAAGAUGGCGAAGGCAAACGGAUUAGCUUACAUUAACGGGUAAGGAAAUUCAAAUUCAGGUCUUUUCUAUUUGCUCGGUGAUAUAUCUUGUAAUGGAAGUUUCUUUCAGGUAUGAUCAUCCUCACAUCCUAUCAGGCCAAGGGACGCUGGGUUUAGAAAUUGUAGAGGAAGUUCCCGACCUAGAGGCAGUUGUGAUUCCUGUGGGCGGUGGAGGCCUAUUGGCUGGUGUUGCUGUGGCAGUCAAGGGGUUACGCCCUGACGUGCAGAUAAUAGUAAGAGAAAAUUAUUAACCUUCCAACUGAACCUUUUUGUUUCAAAAUGCUUAAAUUUUGUUUUUCUAUCCUAAAGUAACAACCCUCCCUAUUGUCUCAGGAAAUAGAGAAGGUUGAGUUAGUAAAAUAAAGCGCGAUGAUAAACGGCGCGAUAGUAGCGGAGGAGCUAAAUUACGAGGGAAGUUUGGGUCGGGUCGGGUAGGGUAAAGAACGCUUUUAAAAGUUUUAGCAACCGACCCGACUAAAUCUCCCUCGAUUUUCCGCUCCUCCGCUACUGUCAAGCCGUUUACAUUUUGCUCCGUUCACUAUAUGAACUUCUACAACAGGCUACACUAACUGAAGUUGACGAUUUCGUACACAGCGUGCGGCCUACAAUUAGAUGGCUAGAUGCAAAUCGUUAGUUUUCAAAAGUGAAAAUCAGGGUGAACCAACUUAUUAAACUGUGAAAGGUUAUUAAGGGGUAAGUUUCUAAUGAAACUGUGGUGCUGCGUCGGUGGGAGAGUAUAGCAGGUCCGAUGGACAUCGUGUUUGAAAUAUUUCCCAUGUUUCCUUACGGUUUUAGUUACUGUUGUUAAGUGUCAAUACUUAAUUUAUUGUUCUCCUCAGGGUGUAGAGUCCGAGCGCUGCGCUAGCUUUCGGGCCGCAAUGGAUGCUGGUCAUCCUGUCAAGAUAGACGCCAAUCAGUCUCAGACAUUAGCUGAUGGUAAGAAUUAACUGGCGCUUUGUUAAAUUAGGCGCGGAGGCUAAGGCGAGACUUAAACUCCGAAGCAAGGUUAGGUUUUCUAGGAAAUUAGGAAGAUGUUACCAUAGGAAAUGUAAAAAUUUUUAAUGGAGUUUUGUGGGAACCUUUUUGUUACGAGACAUACAUGUAAUCUUUGAGUGAGUUCUCUUUUCGUGCUACCUGAGCCCUGUCUCCUUGCUCUGUGAUUUGAACAAUAUCGUUGGUAUUUGGAGCCAUCUAAGGAUCAGAAAACAAGGAUUAGGAACAAAUUUGUUGCGAGCUGUUCCUGUGCUGAAUUAGUGUUAUUAAAAAUAACUGCUUGGUUCCUGCGAGUUUUUGAACCAAACAGUGAAUACCUCAUCCUCUCAUGUUUAGCAUUGUUGUUAAAUGAAAUUCUUGUUAUUUUGUUGAUUUGUUUCCCUUUAAUUGUUUUGUUAAAGUGCUUGCCAGAAGUUCGCUACAUGUGGACAUGUUUUAAGGUAGCAUCAAUGUUGAAUUGAGAUCUUGAGACAACAUCCUAUUUACACUAAAAUAUUGCGACCAGCGCUGUGAUUUAGUUUCCCUACCUCAGAAGUGCACGGUAAUCGUAGAUAGGGUAAGGCUUUUAUAUUGCAGACUUCGUGGACCAUUUCUUCAAAUUCGUGGACCACUUCAGUUGUUUAUAUCUUGUACAAAGGCUCAGCUUGGGUUAUAACUGACCAAGUAAUGAAUGUGGAUGAGUAAGGAAUUCCUUUGGUCAUCCACUUGUGCCCAGGAUCUUCCACAUAGUCAUCUUUGUUAUAACAUUACGUUUAACGCAAAUUUUCAUACCAAAGGAAGCAAGUUAAGUACAUGAACAACUUUUGACUCUGUCCGCUUUAAACGCGCGAUGAAGCUUACUUAAAGCUCAUCUUGGUGAGCAUGAAGCAAAACCAACAGUAAAGGUUUCUUUACUCCUCCUUACAGGAUUGUGUGUCUCCAAAGUUGGUUCAAACGCUUUUGCAACAGCCACAGGGCUUGUUGAUAAAGUUAUCAGUGUCAGGUAAUGACAUGACAGCUACCAUUUACAACUGAUUUAAUUUUCUUCAUCAAGUCUUUUGAAGGAAUAGAUGCACCUUCUCUGUUCGUUGAUUAACAUUAUGUUUUGUCUGGGAUUCUUCGGAAACUGCUAAAACUCUCUUUCAAGGUGGGAUUUGUUUGUUUUUUUUUUCAGCGAGGAUUUCAUUGCCCUCGCCAUACUACGUCUUAUUGAGGAAGAGAAAGCAGUUGUUGAAGGGGCUGGAGUCACAGCCUUUGCUGCUGUUCUUGCUGGCAUGUUACCUGAACUACAGGAUCGCAAGUAAGGCGGAUGGCUCUUCACAAUUUGAUUACAAAGUUUAAAAAGGCUUAAGGUAAAACAUGCCUAAAAUAUGUAAAAUAAACUGAUCUUAACAUACCAUAAAUAUAAUUCUUUUUGAAAAUUUUUAUUGUUGAAAACGUCAAAAUUCUUAUUGCUCUUGCGUAGAGUUCUGCAUAUGAUAAGCUAUUUUGUACAUGAGACCGCGCUAUUUCUCACAGAGAGAGACCUGCUGGUAUUAUGUCCAAGUAGUCCUGCCCAAAGCUAGUCUGCGUAAUUUAAAAAAGAUAUUUCUUGAAUCUCAAAAAUAUCUUGAAUAGCAAAUGACUGCAAUUGUGAACGUCUGAGCUCGUCAUCAACCAAUCUAGUGAGGCCCCUAAGAAAUUAUAAUAGGAACUUCUUUCGAAUAUAAGGACAUGUUUUUUUUUUCAUUGUGCAGACUUGGCUAUGUUAGGGAAAGGAGUGGAGCAUUAGGUUACCCAGUUUUAUCAUAUAGAAUUCCUAUAAAUACUCAAACUUACUUCGUAGGGAAUACUACUGACCUGCUAGAAAGUAUCAUCGACCUAAGAGGUCCCAGAUACCGUAUACCAGUCCAAAAAUUCCGGGUCAAAGGGCCCGUUUCACGAAGGUCCCAGUAACGUAACGGGCGGGGGCUCAUUUCUGCGAAGGUCUCGGUAACUUAACGGGCCCGUAAAGCUUUUGUAUCUUCAUGCAAGAUGGGGUUUUCAAAAGUUUUGAAAAUUAUCGAUAAAACUAUCAGCUACAAAAAAACCAAAAUGGACUGAUAAAGGUGCCAGAAGCUGCUUCUCUAUUCUUAAAAUUUUGAUUUUAAGAUAUGGCUUCGGGCUUCGAGAAACGGGCCCCUGGUCCAAUAUUACAUUCAGUAUGUUUUUGGCCAUGAUAACGUAUGUCUCGUCGCAGUUUACCGUCUUUGUUGUCCCCUAACUAACUCAGUAGUUUGUUUUUAGGGUUGUGAUACCGCUCUGUGGAGGAAAUAUUGACUCUACUGUGCUUGGUCGCUGUAUUGAUCGAGGAUUAGCUACAGAUGGAAGGCUUUGUAGGUUUAUUGUUACUGUUAGUGAUCGGCCUGGUGGAAUCGCUGAACUAACGCGACUGUUGGCUUCUCUGGGAGCCAGGUAUGCCUCUAGUUGCUUAUUAAAAAGUAUCUCUCAAGUUGCUUAUGAAAAACUAUCUUAUUUAACUUGAGUACAAAAUUCACUGCGAAGGCAACUUUUACUUUGCAAACUUUUAUUACAGCGUGAAAGAUAUUUUCCACGAGAGAGCAUGGCUCGUGUCCAGUGUGUUCAAUGUUCAGGUAAGAAAAUUACCUCAUUUGAGUGUGAUUGCAUUGUGUGAUUGCAUUAUCUCCCUUACCCUAUUACACUAACAGAUCAUAACAAAUGUAACUUAGACUCGGAGAGAAGUAUCUUAUCUCCCAAAAGUUGAAUUUAACCAGUCUUAGUUGUAACCUGACGUGUUUGUGUUCAUUUCAACAGAUCAAAGUAGUACUUGAAGUACGAGACCGCGAACAUGGACUUCAAGUUAAAGAAGCCCUUCAGCUACAAUACCCGAAUAACGUGCUGUGGGGACUGGACUCAGGAUCUACUGCCUCUACUUCAUGAAUUGCCUGAAACUAAUUACCUCUACACAAUGAAGACCAAGAAAUUCUGUGUGGGUUUGAAUUUUAUUUUCUGGUUGUGUGUGAGUUGAAGAAUGUUUUUCGAUUUUAAGAAUUGUAUGAAAAAUUUGGGAUAGACAGAAACUUUUAAGUGUGAGGUUCUCCGAUGCAAAGAAGUGCUUGGGAACUCAAAGGCAAAAUGGGUCUGUUAAACUAAAGAGGAUCGUAAUAUUCACCCUUGUGCGAGGCCCUUAUUAUUAGCGCUUGGCAUGAGUGUACUGCGAAAAUAUGGGAUCUUGAACAACGCGCGCCGGCGAGAGGUCUGCGAGGGUUUUGGCACUGAUAGUGUCAGACCCGGCAAACCUCUCCCCGACUAAGGCCACUCAUCUCAAAUCUUCCCGCUGGCGGAGAAACGUAGCACUAUUAAUUAGGGCGUGCUCGCAAGCUACCUUUGUGUGGGAUUCGCCAUGUGGAUGUUCUAUUUUAUAGAUUUAUCGAAGUUAUGGGGCUGAGGAAUAUUGUAAUACAAGGGUCUUUAUGAAAAGUUUUUGUACAUGUAUUUAUUUUGACUGCCAGUCAAAUUUUGUGAGUGAAAUUGUGAAUUUUUUUUUACCGGGCUGUUUUAAAAAGGAUAAAAAAACUGAACACCUCAUUUAGUGGAGAACUGUCUCACUCUAAAGUAUUUAACUGCUUAUCGCUAUUUUUAUACAACCUGUACGUAGUCCAGAAAAGUCAUGUUUUUUAUUUAUUUCGUAACAUUUUUUGCUUUAUUUGAUAAUAUUAAGUCCCUAAUGGGGAAAUUAGCAAUAUGUUAUUUGGUAGCGAAAUAUAGAAAAUAUCUUCAAAUGCCUUAAAGGUUAGUCUCAACAUUUCUAUGUAGGGUCAGUCAAAGGGACAUUCGGGAUUAGGGAGUAAAUUUGUCGCUGAUCGUAAAGGGACC
Molecule: messenger RNA, 9357 nt
Organism: Pocillopora meandrina
Lineage: Eukaryota; Metazoa; Cnidaria; Anthozoa; Scleractinia; Pocilloporidae
Source: the annotation of a GenBank genome assembly